Ipomoea nil (Japanese morning glory) is the source of this 2036-nucleotide messenger RNA. RefSeq names its product putative amidohydrolase YtcJ. Bases 78 to 1820 code for a protein of 580 amino acids. Gene Ontology annotation, molecular function: hydrolase activity, acting on carbon-nitrogen (but not peptide) bonds. The transcript has 15 exons. Lineage: Eukaryota; Viridiplantae; Streptophyta; Magnoliopsida; Solanales; Convolvulaceae. The record is from RefSeq and is a predicted model, not a curated record.
GUGGCGCCAUUGUCGACCAACACUAUAUACAGGCAGAGUGGAAAGUAGAAUCUGAAUCAAGAAGGAAAGGGAAUGAAAUGGAUAUUCUGAGAAUGGUUGUUUCAGCUUUGCUGGUCGCCCUUUUGUCCAUAGCCUCACUUCCUCUUCUCAAUCUCAAUCACAAUCACGAUUACUCCAACUCUGCAAAAGUUGCGGACUUGGUGGUGAGAAACGCCACUAUCUACACCGGCGAUGCCUCUCUCCCCUUCGCCGACUCCAUGGCCAUUCGCGCCGGUCGGCUUCUCCGACUUGGUACCUAUUCUUCUAUCAAGGACUUGGCAGGGUCGGGGACUAAGGAGCUGAAUGUUGAAGGGAAAGUUGUGGUUCCAGGAUUUAUUGAUUCUCAUGUACACUUAAUAUCUGGAGGAUUGCAGAUGGCACGAGUGGAGCUCCGUGGUGUUAAUAGAAAAGAACUUUUUGUGAGCAAAGUCAAGGAAGCAGUAACAAAUAUGAAAUCUGGUUCUUGGUUAUUGGGUGGUGGGUGGAACAAUGAUCUCUGGGGUGGAGAUUUUCCAAUGGCUUCUUGGAUUGAUGAUAUUACACCUCACAACCCUGUUUGGCUAUCAAGGAUGGAUGGACAUAUGGGCUUGGCUAACUCCUUGGCACUAAAAAUUGCUGGCAUUUCUCAUGACACACAGGAUACAGAUGGUGGAGCUAUAGUGAAAAACAGUGAUGGAGAACCUACUGGUUUGUUGAUAGAUUCUGCAAUGAAGCUUGUGUUAUCCUGCAUCCCAGAACCUUCAACAGAUGAAAGGAGGAAUGCGCUUUUAACAGCAAGCAAUCUUGCGCUGAUGAGGGGUGUGACAACAGUUGUCGACUUUGGAAGAUAUUUUCCUGGUUCUCCCACAGAACUUUCAUGGGAGGAUCUUUCAGAUGUGUACCAAUGGGCUGAUUUGUCAGGAAAUAUGGUGAUCCGUGUUUGCUUAUUCUUUCCAUUGGAGACAUGGGCGCGCCUAGAGGGUUUUGUAAAGAAGGUUGGUCGUUCUCUGAGCCAAUGGAUUCACUUAGGUGGUGUGAAGGCUUUUGCUGAUGGAUCUUUGGGAUCUAACAGUGCACUGUUUUAUGAGCCAUAUGUUGACGAGCCUCACAACUAUGGACUACAAGUAACAAAUAUGGAUCGGCUAUACAACCUGACUCUUUCUGCAGAUAAAGCUAACCUUCAGGUAGCCAUUCAUGCCAUUGGUGAUAGAGCCAAUGACUUAAUCUUGGAUAUGUAUGCUUCAGUAGCUUCUGAGAAUCAAAUGAAGGAUCGGCGAUUUAGGAUCGAACAUGCUCAACAUUUGGCCCCCGGGACUGUUGCACGGUUUGGUGAACAAGCAGUUGUUGCUUCAGUGCAGCCAGAUCACUUAUUGGAUGAUGCUGAUUCCGCAAUUAAGAAACUUGGGUUGAAGAGAGCAGAGGGAGGAUCCUAUCUGUUCAAGUCGCUCCUCGCUAACAAUGCACAACUAGCAUUUGGCUCUGAUUGGCCAGUAGCAGAUAUUAAUCCGUUGAGAAGCAUAGCGACAGCAAUGAAAAGAAUACCUCCAGGUCAACAAAAAGCUUGGAUUCCAUCAGAACGCACGAGUCUAAAGGAGGCACUAGAUGCGUACACAAUCUCGGCUGCUCGGGCAUGCUUCCUUGACAAAAAUGUUGGAUCACUCUCUCCUGGGAAGUUGGCAGAUUUUGUGGUUUUGUCUACUGAUUCAUGGGAUUCUUUUGCAAGUGAUGGAUCUGCCUCGGUUCAAGCAACAUAUGUUGGUGGAAUCCAGGCUUAUCCCAAAAAGAUCAAGGCUGAUAAUUAGAUGGAACUUGAGAGAUAAUGAAAUACAUUGUAAUGUGUAUACUUCUUUCCUGUAGUAAUUCUGAAGGUAGUCCAGGAUAGUAAAUUUCAAUAUGCUUAAACUAGAAAUUGUGACACCUGAAUACCAUAGACUGGAAACUUGGAGGUUUUGCCUUUUAAACUUCAAGAAACAUGUACAACAGGUUACAGGCCUGAAAGUUGCAUAACUGUUUGUUCA